Molecule: messenger RNA, 1213 nt
Organism: Propithecus coquereli (Coquerel's sifaka)
Lineage: Eukaryota; Metazoa; Chordata; Mammalia; Primates; Indriidae
Gene: IMMP2L
Product: IMP2 inner mitochondrial membrane peptidase-like (S. cerevisiae)
Exons: 7
Coding region: 145-672 (175 amino acids)
Biological process (GO): mitochondrial respiratory chain complex assembly
Cellular component (GO): membrane; mitochondrial inner membrane peptidase complex
Molecular function (GO): serine-type endopeptidase activity
Source: RefSeq, a predicted model, not a curated record
GGCGGAGCUUGCCGCCGGCGGAGGGCGGGGUUCGCGCGGGGACUUCCCCUGGGCUGAGCGGUGCUGCGGGCUUUUGGCCAAAUUGGGCGAGGGCACAAAAUAGCCACUUACCCCUUCUCACCGAGGAAGAGCGGGAGAAAGGGUAUGGCACAGUCACAAGGGUGGGUGAAAAGAUACUUCAAGGCCUUUUGUAAAGGCUUCUUUGUGGCAGUGCCCGUCGCAGUGACUUUCUUGGAUCGGGUCGCCUGUGUAGCAAGAGUGGAAGGAGCAUCAAUGCAGCCUUCUUUGAAUCCUGGGGGGAGUCAGUCAUCUGACGUGGUACUCUUGAAUCACUGGAAAGUAAGGAAUUUUGAAGUACAACGUGGUGACAUUGUAUCAUUGGUGUCUCCUAAAAACCCAGAACAGAAGAUUAUUAAGAGAGUGAUUGCUCUUGAAGGAGAUAUUGUAAGAACCAUUGGACACAAAAAUCGGUAUGUCAAAGUCCCCCGUGGUCACAUCUGGGUUGAAGGUGAUCAUCACGGACACAGUUUUGACAGUAACUCUUUUGGGCCGGUUUCCCUGGGACUUCUGCAUGCCCAUGCCACACAUAUCCUGUGGCCUCCAGAGCGCUGGCAGAAAUUGGAAUCUGUUCUUCCUCCAGAGCGUUUACUAGUACAGAGUGAAGAAGAAUGACUGCAUGGACCUACCUGAGCUGUUCGUAUUGGAAGGCAAAUUACUGGAAGAAGGAUAGAGAAAAGGAAACUCCAAAAGGGAAAACUUCCAACAAUACGAUGCUGUGCAAGAAACAUUUAUAUUACAUUAAGAUUUGUAUUGUUAAAACUUUUAAAAAUGUUAAACAGUAUUAAAUGGCACCUGAUUUUGUGUUAAAUUUUAAUACCCUAUUGUUUAAUGCCCCUCCAAAAAUGUACAGACCUUUGAGAAUGUGAAAAUAUUGUACCCAUAUGUCUUAAUGGGGAUAACCUUGAGAUUAUUUGUUAUGCAUACUUAUUCUAUUGAUUGUUGGGUUUUGAUUUUGGUGCUUGCUGCUGAAAGAAUUUGAAAAUUAAUAUUUGAUGAAAAUAAUUUAUUUGCCAUUUACUGUUAAGAUGGAACAAUAUAUAGAGUCACAUACAUACAGUGACAAAAAUUAUAUUGUGAUUGACAGUAUCUACAAUGUAAUUGCCAAUUGAAAACAACAAUAAACUAUGAUGUUAAAAUAAAACAAUGAUUUGUA